Zasmidium cellare ATCC 36951 is the source of this 3051-nucleotide messenger RNA. RefSeq lists its product as uncharacterized. Gene Ontology annotation, cellular component: nucleus; MCM complex. Bases 1 to 3051 code for a protein of 1016 amino acids. Lineage: Eukaryota; Fungi; Ascomycota; Dothideomycetes; Mycosphaerellales; Mycosphaerellaceae. The transcript has 3 exons. The record is from RefSeq and is a predicted model, not a curated record. Gene Ontology annotation, biological process: DNA replication; double-strand break repair via break-induced replication; DNA strand elongation involved in DNA replication. Gene Ontology annotation, molecular function: single-stranded DNA helicase activity; ATP binding; single-stranded DNA binding.
AUGAGCGACCCUCCCUUGCCAGACGUCGAUGCCGCAAACAGCCAAUUGCGGUCCGAAGCGAACGCUGCAUCUCAACAAGGAACGCCUCGAGGGACCCAAAACUCUCAGAGCCAGAGUCAGGCGCCGCCGACGAGUUCUCCGCUGUUCUUCAGGAGUUCGCCUGCUGGAUCUCAGAGCCAGUCGCAGUCGCAGAGCUUGAAUGUGCCUGCUGCGAAUGGUGUUGGAAGUAGUCCGUUGAGGCAGCGGGUUGAUGCGCCGACGCCUGGUAUACAGAGUAGUGAAGGUGGAAGAACACCGAGAGCGAACGGUGGCAUUGGCGAUUCAUCGCCUAUCCAUUACGGCCCCAGCUCUGACGCGGCUACUCCAGCAGCGAACGGUCACCGCCCUGAUCGCACCAGCUCGUCUGGUCUUUUCGUGAGAUCUGGCUUGUCUGGUGGUGCUGCAAGCGCAAGAGAGCGAAGACACGAUAUCAAUUCUGAUCUUCUGGAGAACAGUGGACGCAGACGGCAGGUCUUUGUCGACGAGAAUGGCCUUCCAGUUCAGGAUGGAUCAGACGCUGCGACCUUUUCCAACGCCAACCCAAACACCUCAGAUGCCGCUGCUCUUGGAGGACGCUCGACACGAUAUAUCUGGGGUACCGAUGUGUCCAUUACCGAUUCUUGGUCAUCGAUGAAGGAAUUCUUGUACAACUUCCAGAAGAAAUACCGCAUGGUCCAGGAUGGUGAGAUUUUACAAGGCGAGACGCUGGAUGCUGGUCAUCCGGGACUCGAGAACGAGUACUUGGGCAUGCUGGAUACGAUGUUGGAGCUAGGCACGAAGGCAUUCUAUUUGGAUUGCAGAAACCUGAAAGCCUACCCUGGAACACGAAAGCUGUGGCAUCAAUUGCAGUCUUAUCCAAGCGAAAUUGUGCCCGUGAUCGAUACAGCUGUUAAAGACACCAUGGUGGAGCUGGCAGAGAAGAAGAUGGGCGAGAGGCGGUCUCAGCAAUCUCAGCAGCAGCGAGAGAGGAACUCCAGCUCUAUGCCGCCAAUGCCCAGCUCAGACGUUGACAACAUGGGUGGUCGAACUCCUACACAGGCACAGCCAGCUCCACCAGCAGAUGAGCAUGAUCUUGUCGCAGAAGUCGAGCAGACAGUAUACCGAUGCAGACCAUUCGGGUUGGACAAGACGAUCAACUUGCGGGACCUGAACCCUGGAGACAUGGACCAAUUGGUUUCUAUCAAGGGUUUGGUCAUUCGAACAUCGCCAAUCAUCCCUGACAUGAAGGACGCGUUCUUCCGAUGCUCCGUCUGCCACCACACCGUCAAGAUUGACAUCGACCGCGGCAAGAUUGCAGAGCCUACCCGCUGCCCGCGUGAAGUCUGCCAGGCAAGCAACAGCAUGCAGAUUGUGCACAACCGGUCCGGAUUCGCCGACAAGCAGGUCAUCAAACUGCAGGAGACUCCAGAUUCUGUGCCUGAUGGUCAGACUCCACAUUCGGUCAGCUUGUGCUCUUACGAUGAGCUUGUCGAUGUGUGCAAAGCGGGUGAUCGAGUCGAAAUUACGGGCAUCUUCAAAUGCAACCAAGUCCGACUCAAUCCACGUCAGCGAACAGUCAAGAACGUCUUCAAGACGUAUGUGGACUGCUUGCAUGUGCAGAAAGUUGACAAGCGUCGAAUGGGCAUCGAUCCGUCUACCAUCGAGCAGGAGCUCUCAGAACAGGCCGCCGGAAACAGUGAAGAGACCCGGAAGGUCAGCGAAGAAGAAGAGGCUAGGAUCAAAGCAACGGCCGAGAGAGAGGACGUGUACGACCUGCUCUCAAGAUCUUUGGCGCCUUCAAUCAACGAGAUGGACGACGUCAAGAAGGGCAUUCUUCUUCAACUUUUCGGUGGUACCAACAAGAGCUUCGAAAAGGGUGGCUCUCCCAAGUACAGAGGAGACAUCAACGUGCUUCUCUGCGGUGAUCCCUCUACCGCAAAAUCGAAGAUGCUAGAAUACAUCCAUAAGAUCGCCCCUCGGGGUGUCUACACCUCUGGAAAAGGUUCGUCUGCAGUGGGUCUUACUGCAUACGUUACCCGCGAUCCAGAAACGCGGAACCUAGUACUGGAGUCGGGUGCCCUCGUCCUGAGUGAUGGCGGUGUCUGCUGUAUUGACGAAUUUGACAAGAUGUCAGACUCGACCAGAUCAGUCUUGCACGAAGUCAUGGAACAGCAGACUGUCUCCAUUGCAAAGGCAGGCAUCAUCACCACACUCAACGCUCGAACGAGUAUUCUGGCAUCUGCCAACCCGAUCGGCAGCAAGUACAACCCCAACUUGCCCGUGCCGCAGAACAUCGAUCUGCCGCCGACUUUGUUGUCAAGAUUCGACCUUGUCUAUCUCGUGCUCGACCGCAUUGAUGAGUCGGCUGAUCGCAAGCUGGCGAGACAUUUGGUGGGCAUGUACUUGGAGGACAAUCCUGAGAAUGCAGCCAAGGAAGAGAUUCUGCCCGUGGAGUUCUUGACCUCCUACAUUUCAUACGCACGCGCCAACAUUCACCCCAAGAUCACCCAGCCUGCAGCCGAUGCUCUUGUUCGCUCAUACGUGGCCAUGCGCAAACUGGGCGAAGACAUCCGCGCAGCUGAGCGUCGUAUCACGGCCACCACGCGUCAACUAGAGAGCAUGAUCCGUCUCUCAGAGGCGCACGCCAAGAUGCGUCUGAGCGAGACUGUGGAAGAGUCUGACGUCGAAGAAGCCGUCCGGUUGAUUCAGGCAGCGCUGAAGCAAGCCGCGACAGAUGCCCGGACUGGUCUCAUCGACAUGGGUCUGUUGACCGAAGGCACAUCGGCGAGCGAGAGGAAGCGCAAGGAGGAUUUGAAGAAUGGUGUGUUGAGCGUGCUGGAUGAAAUGCUUGGGAAAGGUGUCUCUAGCGCGAGGUAUGGUGAUGUGGUGAGGACGUUGAGUGAGCAGAGCUCGGUUCCGGUCGAGGGACAGGAGUUUGCAGAUGCCGUGAGAAGUUUGGAGCAGGAGGGCAAGGUGCAGAUUGUGGGUGAGGGCCCGAGGAGGAGUAUCCGGAGGGUGACUGGUGUUGCCUAG